AUGCACCGGCCCACCUCCUUAUCAGAGGCAGAAAGACGCUGCAUGAUUCUUUGCCACGAGCAAGGCGCCUCUAUACGACAGAUUUCUCGUCUAAUUGCUCGAUCUCGUUCUUCUGUCCAACGUGUUAUCCAUAAACAUAUGGCCCUUAAGCUCUUAGCGUCCGCUGAUCCCUCAAGCAGAGUUGGGUCCGCCCUAGCGGUCGACGAGCCUCCCGCGGAGGCCCUGCAGCAGCCGCAGCAGCAGCAGCACCAACAACAGCAACAGCAGUACCUGCUGCAGCACUUGCUCCAGUCACAGCAGCAGCAGCAGCAACAGCAGCAGCAGCUUCACCUGCAUCAGCGCCAGCAACUUGGCAACUCCGGCAGGAACCCGUCUGCUGCGGAUCUUGCUGUUGCUGUGGCUGCACUGCUGCGCGAACAGCAGCGGCAGCAGCAGCAGCAGUUGCAGCAGCAACAGCUACUGCAGCAGCAUCCGCUACAGCUGGUGCAACCGCAGGAUGAUAGAGCAACAGCUGUGGGCAAAGCCCUGCAGCAACAGCUGCACGAGCAGCUGCAGUGGCAGUUGCAACAGCAGCUGCAGCAGCAGCUGCAACAACAGCAGCCGUUGCAGCAGCAGCAGCAGUUGCAGCAGCACCAGCAGCUAGACGAGCAGCUGGAGCUGCCACCACCGGGGCACAGCCCGCCAGGCCAAGGAUCAGGAGACACAACAACAGCAUCUGCUGCAUCAGCAGCAGCAGCAGCAGAAGCAGCCACUUGCUUAGGGCCUGACGGUGACCCCUUGCUGCAGGUAGGGGGCGAUAGCUGCACGGGCUUGGAGCAGCAGGAUUUGCUGCAGCAGCCGCAGCUCCUGCUGCAUCAGUCCGUGCUUUCCCAGCAAGAUGACAGCAAUUGCAGCAAGGCAGGCAGCAACAGCAGCAAGAGCAGCAAGACGAGCGGCGGUAGCAGUGGUAAGAGCAGCAACAGCAGCAACAGCAGCAACGUAAGCAAUAGCAGCAACAUCAGCAACAGCACAAACAGCAGCUGGUGUUCAGCAUCUACGCACACCAUAGAAACUGGUGCUGCUUCUUGGACCUCAUCAGCAGCAACAGCAGCAACAGCAGCAACAGCAGCACGCCCUGCUGCUGAUACCCUAAGUACCGGCGACCCUGCUGCUGCUGCUUCUUCUGCUGGUCUGUCGCAGCUCUCGUCGCUGUUAAAGGCACGGGAGGCUGCAGCAGCAGGGACGGCAGCAGGAGCAGCAGCUGCUGCUCCCAGUACCAGCAGCAGCACUACAACUAGCAGCAUCGGGCAUAAUCAUCAUCAGCCGCAGCAGCAGCAGCACGACCACCAGCAGCAGCAGCAGCAGCAGCAAUUAGAUGGCGUUUGCUGCUCCCUAGGAUUCAAUUCGAAGCAAGGUAAGACAGACGCCAAUCCGACAAGCAGGCCCCUGGCAACGCAGCGCCCGCGUAAGCAGCAGCAGCAGCUGCAGCAGCAGCAGCAGCCGGGGCAGGCACUGGACAGAUUGUUGCUACCCCUCUUGCAGCAGCAGCAGCAGCAACAACAGCAACAACAACAGGCGCAGCAGCAGCUGCAUGGGUCCGAUUUCCCGCAUGGAAGUUUGGAGCAGCGUUGCUACUCGCUGCUGCAGGGCCUGCAACAGCAGCAGCAGCAGCAGCAAGCGUUGCUGCCCCAUUCUUGGACUAGUAUAUUCCCGCAGCAGCAGCAGCAGCAACAGCAGCCCUUGCUGCUGCCGCCGGAGACAUAUUUGCAACGGGAGCCGCCGCAGCGGGGAGCUGCAGCAGCAAGUAAUCAUCAGGUGGGCAGCGGGUGCAAGAACCCCUGGCAGCAGCAACAGCAGCAGCAACUGUUGCAGCAACAAUUGUUGCAGCAACAGCUGAUGCAGCAGCAACAACUGUUGCAGCAGCAUCUGCUGCAACAGCAGCUGCACGAGCAACAGGAGCCGCGGCAACGGUUCAAUGGCCCCCAGCAGCAGCAGAUGCUUGGAGGGGCGUCCAGCUCAUUGGGCUGCCUGUCUCUGCCUCCUCACGGCACAGGAGCAGCAGGAGCAGGAGCAGCAGCAGCAGCAGCAGCAGGAUUGGGUCCCGCUUGGACCCCGCGGCGGCAGCAGCAGCAGCUACAGCUGCUGCAGCAACAUCUGUUGCAACAGCAGUUGCAGCGGCAGCUACAGCAGCAGCAGCAGCUGCAGCAUCAGCGCCAGCAGCAGCUGCAGCAGCGCCAGAAGCUGCAGCAGCAGCGCCAUAAGUUGCAGCAGCAGCGGCAGUUGCAGCAGCAGCAGCAGCAGCAGUACCCGUCUUACCCUGAGGACAGCUCGGCGUUGCCUCUAUUAAGUCCUUGUCUUUCUCGUAGGCCUGAAGGGGCCCCAUUGUAUGAUCGUUUCCUGCUGCAGCAGCAACAGCAGCAGCAGCAGGAACAGCAACAGCAACAGCAGCAACUAAGCUGCACCCUAUUCGAUUCGGCCACCGAGCAGCAACAGCAGCAGCAACAGCAGCUGCAGCAGCUGUUGACAGGAGGAGAUGUUGGCUUUUGCAGCAGCAGCAGCAACGGAGAGCCUCCGGUGCAGCAGCUGCUGCAGGAGCCGUUGAGCUCGUUUUGGGGGAGUGCGGAAGCAAGCAGCAGCAGCAGCAGCAACAACAGCAACAACAACAACAGCAACAGCAGUAACAGCAGCAGCAGCAGCAACAGCAGCAGCAGCAGCAGCUGUAUUGCAUGGGCUUGCCCUACUUUGGGGGCCCCCAAUGGGGGCCCCAACAGCCUCCCGGUGCUCCCGUUCGCCUUUGCCUCUGGGGCUGUCCCCGCAGAUGGAGCAGCAGUUUCUGUAGUGCAGCAGCAGCAGCAGCAGCAGCAGCAGCAGAAUACCGAGGACCCACAGUGGGCGCUGCAGCGCGGGUUUCUUCCCUGCGAUGCUGCUACUGAUCUGACGGCAGCAGCAAAAGGAUCUGCUGCUCCCGCAGGAAGCAGCAGAUCCUUUGCUGCUGCUUCAGAUGCAGCAGCAGCAGCAGCAGCAGCAAACAUGCCACCGACUGAGGGCUAUGGGAAGGAAGCAACACAUAAUAGCAGCAACGAUGCUGCCGUUCUUAGUAAUGAUGGGGGCCCCCCCGCAGCUGAGGGGCCCCCCACCUGCAGCACAAUCAACAAGGAUACCCCGCUGGACGUACACAUUACUGCAGCAUCAGCAACAGCAGCAGCAGCAACAGCAGCAGCGCCAGCAGUUGCAGCAGAGUGUGCAGCAGGUGAAGCAGGUUAA
Messenger RNA from Eimeria maxima, 3243 nucleotides. RefSeq lists its product as hypothetical. Lineage: Eukaryota; Apicomplexa; Conoidasida; Eucoccidiorida; Eimeriidae. The transcript is spliced from 2 exons. The record is from RefSeq and is a predicted model, not a curated record. Bases 1 to 3243 code for a protein of 1080 amino acids.